Molecule: messenger RNA, 2477 nt
Organism: Myodes glareolus (Bank vole)
Lineage: Eukaryota; Metazoa; Chordata; Mammalia; Rodentia; Cricetidae
Source: RefSeq, a predicted model, not a curated record
GGGGAAAUCGAAAGCUAUGAACACUGCUGGGAGGAGUCCUAUUUCAUCACCACUCUCCCCAGGGAAACAGCACAGGAUCAGACAUCUAGCACUGCUCAAAUCAGGAACUUACUUUGUAACCAGUUUCCUUGUCUUCCUUGUUAUUUAGUAGAUAUUACAUUUUCUCAGCAUUUAAUGAGAGUCCAGCACCCUGCUGUGUACUUUUUGAGAGAUUUAUCAUCCUACACAAAAUAGACAAGCCCUAUUUCCUGCCUUGUUGAGGAUCUACAAUCUGGACGUUACUGAGAAACUUCCGGGAGAUAAACUAGGAACUGAACACUGCUGAAAAAAUUUCCAAGAAGUAUUGUGCAUAGUACCUUCCAGAAUUAGAAAAUCUAGCCAGUGGGGAUAAAGAUUUCCAGGAUUGUCCAUAAUAUUAGAGAUAAUGAGUGAGUUCAAAAAAAUUGUUCUUCUAAAAGGAUUAGAGUGUAUGGAAGACUACCACUUUAGAAUAAUUAAGUCCUUACUAAGAACAGAACUACACCUGUCUGAAAAUAUGCAUAAUGAUUAUGACAGAAUUAAGAUUGCUGAUAAGAUGGAAGAGACAUUUCCAAAAGAUGCUGGACUCAACAAACUGAUAGAAAUUUGUCAAGAAAUUAAAGAUCUUAAAGGCCUUGUUGAAAAUCUUAAAAAAGAGAAGGCAAAAGUUAAAAAGCCAAAUAAAGGAAAAGUAAAAACUGCAGUGAAAAAAAGGAAGCAAGAGGAAGCCAGUAGUUCCCAAUCUCUUUCCACUGAUAAUGAACCAAACAAGAAUAAGCUCUCUUCAAAGAAAAAGAGUAAAACAUCCACAGGAACUGAAGGUGGCAAGAAAAGGAAGCUUACCCAGGAGCAGAGUCAGCUUCCAGAAGCUCCAGAAAACAACACACAAAAAGAUGAAAGUUGUCUCCAAACUCCUCAUAAGCCUCCACCAAUACCACCCAGCAGUUCCUCCAACAAGAAACAGAAAAGGAAAAGUAUCAAAAGCGAGAGUACUGUGAAGACAGAGAUUUCCCAGGAAGAACAGCAGCUUCUAGAAUUUUCAGCAACCAGCAACUCCUCAGCUACCAGGGAACUCCAGAAUCACCAAGGACUCUUGACAACAGCUUUUAGCAGCCUCAGCCUCCAGAUUCUCCAGACACCUCCAUGCCUCGCUUUAAAAACGUCUCAGGGCUCUCCAGCACCACCCUGCCAGAAUUUUCUAGCAUCUCCAGUAUCAGACUCUAGCAUCCAUCUGAACUCUCAUUUUCAUUUAAUCCCGUCCAGUGGUGUCCAGGCUCCUCAGGUACCUUCAGCAACAACAUCUGUAAGUCUUCUGGCUCCAAGGGAGUCUCCAGCAACAGUAAUCAGUGCUCUCCAUGAUCCUCCGGGGUCUCCAGCAACUACAAGCAGCAGUUCAUGCAGGACACCAAGAAGGGGAAAAAUACCCAAGGAACCUGCUAAAGAAGAAGGUCACCAUCAAGAUCCCAAAGAAGUGAUGGUUUUGAAAGUAACAGAACCAUUUACUUAUGAUUUGAAUGAUGGCAAAAGGAUGUUCCACGCCACUGUGGCGACUGAGAAUGAAUUCUUCAGAGUGAAGAUUUUUGACCCAGACCUAAAGAACAAGUUCAUUCCAAAUAAGAUCAUUGCCAUAUCAAAUUAUUUUGGUAAAAAUGGGUUUCUGGAAAUACAUGAAGCUUCCUGUGUGUCUGAUGUAGACAAGAGCAGAACGAUGAAUAUUUCAAAAACACUGAGGCAAAGAGCCAAUGCGACUCCUAAAAUUAAAGAUCUUUUCUUGCAGGCAAAGGGGACAUAUGUGAAUGGAGAGUUUGUGGUAUAUGAGAAAACUGAGAGGGAUUCCUUCAUUUACUAUGGAAUUGAAGAUAAAACAGAGAAAAUGGACGUGGUGGUCUAUGGAAGACUGACCAGUGUAAAGUGUGAGCCAGGCCAAAAACUUCGACUUGUCUGUUUUGAAUUGUCCUCAAGCGAAGAUAAACCGCAGCUGAAGUCUGCAAGACACAGUAACAUGCAGGUCGUCAAUGUCAAAAAGAAAGUCCCUCAAACCUGAUUCAUAUCUGAAAACCUGGAUGCCAAGAAUACUGUUUAUGCAUAUAAGAUCCAAGUCCAGAAAAUAAAUAUAUGUAUGAACUGUUGCAAUACCAUAUCUAUUAAAGCCAGCCCUUUUUUUAUGGUUUUCCAUGACGGGAUUUCUCUGUUUAUUCCUUGCUGUCCUGGAAAUCACUUUGUAAAACAGGUUGGUCUUGAACUCAGAGAUCUACCUGCCUCAGCCUUCUGAGUGCCUGGAUUAAAGUUCUGCGCCGCCACCAAUGGACCUGCUCUUAAUUCUAGGAAAUGGUACUUUCUUAUAUUCUUUAUAAACUUUUGUAUGAUCUAAGUUCCAUGUUUUUAUCAAUAACUUUUAUACUUGUUAAUCUGUAAGUUUUACUUAUAAAACUUAAAUAUAAAACUAUAUUUUCAAUAAA